UCAAAAUUUGGUGAGAUUUCCAACUAUGCUCUCAAAUUGGAAUAAUUUCUAUAUUCAUCUGAUACUUCUCAAAUCACAAAUCUUUUCAAUGGCACUCAUUAUAUCACUGAUUUCUGGAGUUUUGAUAUUAUGCAGUCAAAAAGGUGGAGGAUCAAAAACGAAGAAUGCAGAUUCUCGUACAAAAAAAUCAGCGUCGACUUCUAUUGUGUCUCCAAUUGAAACAACUGCAAUACCAAAAGAUAGUGUGAUGGUAAAACCAGAGCCACCGAAAGAAGAAACAAAGAGUAAGAAAAGUGUUAUCCAGAACUCUAUAAAAAUGCUUCGUGGAAAGAAAAACCUUCAAAAAGCAACCACAUUGCAAAAGAAAACUGAAACGGAUUCACAGCAUACUCAAGUUAUUAACAUGGAAUUAGGAAAAGCUGCAGGAUCCGAGAAAGGAAUAUCCAAAUUAACAGUCCCAGAAGAGCGGAAAAUUGUUGAGAAGCCCAAUGGAAAGAAGGUGCAGUUUGCGGAUAAGCUGAUCAAAUCAACGUUGACUCCGACUGAAAAGAAAUAGAUCGAUUUAAUGGAAACUUGAUUAUAGUUGGAAAUGAAGUAUGAUUCAAUUUAGAUC
Caenorhabditis elegans is the source of this 613-nucleotide messenger RNA. RefSeq names its product Lipoprotein (gene K07H8.7). Lineage: Eukaryota; Metazoa; Nematoda; Chromadorea; Rhabditida; Rhabditidae. The record is from RefSeq and is marked reviewed. The transcript has 4 exons. The coding region runs from base 26 to 556 and encodes 176 amino acids.